UUUCUCCCUUCUUUGUGUUUCUAAAUUACUUAUAAAAAAUAAUGAAAGAAAGGUUUUUCCUUGCUCUUUGUUUUGCUUCUUUCUGCUUUGUCCGUCUCUUCACUUUCCUUUUGUUUUUGGGUACACGUCUCGUCACUUUCUGGUAAAGGGUUUUGGCAUCUGAAUUCUUGAAAUGGGCUUUCUUGAAUUUUGAGCUAGUGUACACCGGGCAUGAAAGAUUCGAAAUGGGGAUUAAACGUGGUGGCUGUAGUUCCACGCAUGCACACGAAGGUUGAAGUUGGACGUUUCUGGGUUUACGAUCAGCUUUUAUGAGGACUUGGAGGAAUUUGAGGAAAAUGAUCUUAAAAUUUCAAGAUUCUUUGUGUUCGAAUUGUGGGUUUGUAUGGAUUGCUGAGAGUUUGUGUGGAACGAUGAUUUGAUUGAAGUUUUUGGUGAUUCUGACGGUGCCAUCCCCGGUUUACAUCUGGUUGAUGAACUUGUAGUUUCCUUAUUGGAAGAAGGGUUGCCUAAGUUCAUUUGGUUUUUGAUAUUGCGUUUAGAGUAGAAAUUAUGCAAAGAGUGAGAGUUUCAUCACAACAAGCGCCCGUGCAAAAGCUAGGGAAUUCCCAAAUGACCUUAUCCCCAAAAUUUAGAUUAGCUGCUGCGCAGUCAACUCUGCUAGAUCCUGCACUAGAAUUUGAACUAUCUACCCGGGGAGAGCAAUUGAUUCCGGGGCUUCCAGAUGAUGUUGCUCUACAGUGUCUCCUCCGUGUUCCAGUUGAUAAACAUGCUGCCUGCAAGGCCGUCUGCAAGCGUUGGUACUCCUUGUUUGGCAGCAAGGAACAAUUCUUUACCCGGAGAAAAGAGCUUGGUUUUCGCGAUCCUUGGCUUUUUGUCUUUGCAUACCACAAAUGUACUGGGAAGAUUGAGUGGAAGGUUUUGGAUCUCACCCACUUUUCUUGGCACACAAUCCCUGCUAUGCCUUGUAAGGACAAGGUCUGCCCCCAGGGCUUCAGGUGUGUUUCCAUCCCGCAUGAAGGGGUUCUUUUUGUAUGUGGUGGUGUGGUCUCUGAUGUGGAUUGCCCACUUAAUUUAGUAUUGAAAUAUGAUGUGCGUAAGAAUCGUUGGACUACGAUGACAAAGAUGAUCACUCCAAGGUCGUUUUUUGGAAGUGGAGUGAUUGAUGGUAUGGUAUAUGUUGCUGGAGGGAGCAGCACAGACCUGUUUGAACUUAAUUCAGCUGAAGUCUUGGAUCCUAAGAAAGGGAUGUGGAAGCCUGUUGCUAACAUGGGAAUGAACAUGGCUUCAUAUGACACAGCAGUUCUCAACGGGAAGCUUCUUGUGACAGAAGGCUGGUUUUGGCCCUUCUAUGUUGCACCCAGGGGCCAGAUUUAUGACCCAAUAACUGAUAAUUGGGAGAACAUGGCUGCUGGAUUGCGAGAAGGCUGGACUGGUUCAAGUGUUGUUAUAUAUGGUCACUUGUUUGUGGUUACGGAACAUGAGAGAACAAAGCUGAAGGUUUAUGAUAUGGAGACUGAUUCUUGGGAUGUCGUAGAAGGACCCGUUUUACCUGAGCAGAUAUGCAAACCUUUCAGUGUCAACUGUUGGGAAAGCAAGGUCUACGUUGUUGGUCGGAACCUUCAUGUCGCUGUGGGCCAUAUACUGAGGAUGUAUCCAAGUAACCCUUCUGGGAAGAAAUGCAGAUUUUCUGUGCAAUGGCAAAUGGUGGACGCACCUCAAACUCUCUUUGACUUGACACCAUCAAGUGCACAGGUUCUGUUUGCUUAGAACCUGUUUUUUGUGCAUUUGGGUUGCUCAAUGUUGCUGCUGCAAAUGUAAUUAUAUGGGGACUAUAAAUUAGAGAAAUAUAUAGUGUGGAAGGCCUAUCUUAUAUAAAACUCUGUGUUUAGAAGUCAUAUAUUUCCUUCAUGUUUGGCUCAUUCAGCAAAAUGCUUCUUGAAUCAAGCAACCACAAAGAUCACAUGUCAUUUAUGUAGCCUGUAAUUUGUCUCACAAAAAGUGAUGCUGCUAAAAAGAGGUGAGGUAAAUGCAUUGUAGUAACAGUAGUGAGGGUAGGGUCUUGCUGCUCUGUCCCAAGUAUUCCCACUUUCUUCUCCUGUAUUUGUAAAAAAUCAAAUAGAUUUAUAACCUCUA
Messenger RNA from Sesamum indicum (sesame), 2133 nucleotides. RefSeq names its product F-box/kelch-repeat protein At1g30090. The record is from RefSeq and is a predicted model, not a curated record. Gene Ontology annotation, molecular function: protein binding. NCBI's taxonomy places the organism in Eukaryota, Viridiplantae, Streptophyta, Magnoliopsida, Lamiales, Pedaliaceae.